ACACCCCCACACUCAUGGGGAGGGAGAUAACUGUGAUUCCACUGCUGAAUUUUUAACGCUGUUGUGGAACUCUUUUCCAGCCGGGUUCAGUUUCACUGACAGACGUUUGUUUCUGCGGCGCUCUCAGGUGGGAUGGAAACUCUGCGCCGGGUUGACGACUCUUCACCUCCACUCUGACCGGAUGCUGUUGCCGUGACAACAUGAACCCCAACAGAGAGAAGGAGCCUCUGCGGCGGCGAUGCAGCACACCCAUACCCCCCCUCUCCCAUCACCUGUCCAGGACUUGGGACCCCCGCCUUUCUAGCUGCACUCAAGCAGACCCAGAGAACUUGAAUGUUUGCCGCAGCCACCCCCCUCUGGGACAGUCAGCGUCCUACCACCCUGGAGACAAAUCCCUGCACUACCGGGCCCAGUGGAGCUCUGACUCUGAUGAGGACUCGCAGAGUGACUCGGACUGUGUUUACAGAGUGGUGCUGCUGGGAGACCAUGGUGUCGGGAAGACCAGCCUCGCUGGGAUCUUUGCUGGAGUCACAGAGAGGGACGAGCAUCCUGGAGAUGACACAUAUGAGCGGACGCUGACGGUGGAUGGAGAGGACGCCACGCUGGUUGUCAUGGACACGUGGCAGACUGAUAAACCGGAGGCUGGGGGCAAAGGUCCUGACUGCUGCCUGCAGGUUGGGAGUGCUUACGUCAUCGUCUACUCCGUCACGGACCGCUCCAGCUUCGACUCUGCUGCUGAGCUGCGCAUCACUCUGAGGCGCGCCCGGCAGGCCGAAAACCUUCCCAUCAUCCUCGUGGGCAACAAGAGCGACCUGGUCCGGGCCAGAGAGGUAGCAGUGGAAGAGGGCCGGGCGUGCGCCGUGGUGUUCGACUGUAAGUUCAUUGAGACCUCGGCCUCCCUGCAGCACAACGUGGCCGAGCUGUUUGAGGGCGUGGUGCGGCAAAUCCGCCUCCGUCGGGACAGCAGUGAGGUCACCAAGCGGAGGCUCUCAACCUACAAGCGCAAAGAGAGUCUGACCCAAAAAGCCCGGCGGUUCCUGGACCGUUUGGUUGCACGUAACAACCAGCGCAUGGCGGUGAAGGUCCGGUCCAAAAGCUGUCAUGACCUGGCUGUUCUUUAGAGGACUUCUCUGACUGACUCGUGGAAGGUCGGAAAUAUCCAACACGACAAGGACGAACGUGUCUGCCACAAUCAGACAACCGGACCCAGACCGUGACCGGAGUUCUGCUGCUGUUUUAUUGACUGGUCAGACUUUGGUUCUUCUGGACCACUUGAACACCAAGAUUCCAGCUGAUGAGGAAGACCAUCACUGAGGGUUCUUCAUCUGUGCUGGAGGUCAGUGUUUGCUGUCAUGUGAGGUCUGCAGGGUUUCCAGGAUAGAAGAACUUUUUCAGAGGAAAACAGUUGCUGUGAUCUGAACAAAAGCCAUUCUGUUCCUGCAGGAAAGUCUUUCCCUCCACAGUAAUAAACCUUCAGAAAGCAUC
This is a messenger RNA of Oryzias melastigma (Indian medaka), 1485 nucleotides long. RefSeq names its product RAS (RAD and GEM)-like GTP-binding 1 (gene rem1). Bases 201 to 1121 code for a protein of 306 amino acids. Gene Ontology annotation, cellular component: plasma membrane. The record is from RefSeq and is a predicted model, not a curated record. Gene Ontology annotation, molecular function: GTPase activity; calcium channel regulator activity; GTP binding. The transcript is spliced from 5 exons. Gene Ontology annotation, biological process: negative regulation of high voltage-gated calcium channel activity. NCBI's taxonomy places the organism in Eukaryota, Metazoa, Chordata, Actinopteri, Beloniformes, Adrianichthyidae.